Molecule: messenger RNA, 5317 nt
Organism: Porites lobata
Lineage: Eukaryota; Metazoa; Cnidaria; Anthozoa; Scleractinia; Poritidae
Source: the annotation of a GenBank genome assembly
AUGGUGAGUUUGAGUUUGACCAGUAAUCAUCUCAAUAUAUUGUUAAAAGUUUCAUUUUUUGGAAGUGCUAUUUGUUUCUGACUAAUAUUCGUUAAGUGCAAUUGGAUUUUUGGUGAUGGGUUAUAUAUUCAUUCUAUUUAUAGUAUUCUACUUAUUGUCAGCCGAGUCCUGUAAUUUAGCAUACACAUUUGCUGGACGGAAUGAAAAUCGUAUAAAGAAUUUCGGUAUCUUCACUAAUGCCGACCUAUAAAGAGCAACAAAUACUGGAUAAAGUAUGCAAAGUCACGCGACAGAAACAAAUCAAAUACUAUGAUUUUAUUCCUUUUUUCGAUUUUCAAUAUGAAAAAAAUAUUUUCAAUUGUCAGCCCUCCCACUUUUCACCUUGCUCCGCGGUCGCUGAGAUUGAGACAACAAUUAUCGAUCAGCACAGUACAAGGCCGUUGUUAUGGAAGAGAUAUAUCGAUGACGUGUUUUCCCUAUGGGACACUAAUAGAGAGGAAAUUAACAACUUCAUUGAACAUGCAAACAACUAUCACCCUACAAUAAAAUUCGCUGCUGAUAUUUCUGAUAAAGAAAUCAUCUUUCUUGAUACAUGCAUCUACAAAGAAGCAAGAUUUGAAAAGGAAUCUAUCCUUGACACGCGUCCUUAUUUCAAGCCUACUCAGACAUUCCAGUACACGCACUUUAAAUCCUGUCACCCACCCGGAGUCAAAAAAGGCUUCGUAAAAGGUGAAGGCCUGAGACUACUAAGAACUAACUCUUCAGAGGAGACUUUAGUAGAAAACAUAAGAAUAUUCAAACUACGCCUUCGAGCGAGAGGCUACCCGAACAACCUUAUAGACAAAACACUCUCGGAAGUAAAAUUCUCUGACAGAAAGAAAGCUCUCAAGAGGGUCUUAAUGGGGUUAACCGAUAGGCGUAAAACGGCCAAAAAUUUAUUCGAUAGCCGUAAAAAUUGAAAAAUUUUAACCGUUAUCCGUAAAUAGGGUAAGAAAGAGGUAACCGUAAAAGAAAUUGUUCCCUAGAUUUCUUGAUUGAUUUUAAGGAAGGUGCUAAACUCACUUAUGGUUGUGUUUUUUAUUUCCCGGCUACUUUGACUCCGUACGCACGUUAGGCCAAGCACCUUUCAGGUGUUGACCUAGACCUAUGCUGCAUUUCCGCCUCUCUCUCGAAGAACCAUGCUUUUUCCAUAAAGAAAAUCUGGCUUCUCACUGGGGAAUAAUAUUUGUGAUUUUCAGAAGGUCGUGCCCUCGAAAUACUAGUGAAACAACACGCAGAGAUGUCACUGUUUGUAAAACACGUUGCCGAUAAACAACAAUUCCCCGUUUUUCUCUGACGCCAAGGUAGACAGAGUCAUGCCUAGUCCCUGUACGGUGUCUUCCCAAGCCUUCUCGCUCAAGGCAUUUCGGUGGGGUAGCUGAGAGAAAAACUCGCUCGGACCACGUGACCCAAAACGCAUUAGCCGCGCGGAAUAAAGAGGCCUAUGGAUAAGGCAACGGCAGAUGGUCCUUCUGUACAGUCCUUCGCUAUCAUGAGAAACACUCGACACGGGAAUUUUGUCAUUGGCCGUUUUCACACUAUACCGGCCUAGAAAUGGAUUAUCCGUCUGAGACCAGCCUUUGUAAAGUUGCCCCCUCCCCCACAGAAACCCCUCUCCGAAUUAUCAAAUUGAUAACCCGUCUCAAACGAAUAAUCCGUCUCUAGUGUUAAAACAGCCAUUUCUGUUAAAAAUGAAUGUCGCGCCCCGGCCUUAAGUUGGGCGUUCGCGUGUCUGCUUUUGCUUUUACAGAGAUUCUUUUAAAUUGACUAUUGACAUUUCUAUGCGUAUAAUAAUAUUAGAAGUGAAAUACUUCAUAAAAAUUAAAAGUAUGAUCUAUCAAAUGUUAAAAUUUUUCAAAAGAAUAGCUUAUUUCAUCCCGAGUUGAUCCAAAGACCUUUAUUGUUCUUUUGAAGAUAGAAAAAAAAUCAGGUUUAUUAAUAUUUAACUCUUUGAAACAAAAGAAAUUAAUUUUUAACUUUUUUGUUAACCGUAACUGAAAAAAAUUACCCAAUCCAAUUAUUUCUUAUAAGAGAGGCAUUUCAUUAAGAGAUAUACUGGUUAGAACCAAACUGUAGCUAAUCUCUUUCACACUACGUGUAGAUAAGUAAUUACAUUCAUGCGACACGCUUGCUAGCCUCCCACGCAGGCGUUUUUAGGGGAGCUCGUAUUUCUUCCCUCCCCACAAACGCCUGCUCAACAGAGGACAACAUUCCUUUCCCAUUGUUGCAUUCGCGUGGUACGUGACCAAUCAACGGUUUUUAAAUAAAGUGUUGACAGGCUAAACAUGACUCAUAAGCUCGUGAUAGUGAAAAAACGUGGCCCAGAACGUGACCCUAGAGUUACCUUUUUCCUUCUUUUCUUUCGUUCGCUAAGGUUAUGCAUUGCACAGAGAAUUCUAAAAUCUGACUGAGCAAAUCUUACUUUUGCCGCUCUGAGACUAACAUUUAUUAGAGGUCAUGAAGGUUUCUUAACGUUUCAUGCAGAUCGCGUGAUUAUAGGGUUACCCUGCGGUCAAGGUCAACUUUCCAGAAUUUGGAAAGUACAACGUGAUUGGCAAAGCGUGGGAAAGGAAUGUUGUCCUCUGUUGAGCAGGCGUUUGUGGGGAGGGAAGAAAUACGAGCUCCCCUAAAAACGCCUGCGUGGGAGGCUACACGCUUGCGGGAUCUGUGAAUGGCCUGUCACUUUUUAUUUACCGCAGUGAUUCUUCAUUCGCAGUUCAAUUUAGCAUUUCAGUUUCGAAGACAAGGGCAAUUUUAAGCUCAUCGAAAUGCUUCAACUGCACAAAAGAAUGCCAGGGAUGCGAUCCGCUGAAUAUCAAGCGACAAUCCCGUGAAAAUUUUUCAUAAUUAUACAUAAUUAUGCGAAUGUUUAGACAAUCAACCAAUCAAAAUCACUACCCGCUUUUCGGGUAGUGAGACGGCAUUAACAGCCGGUCGAUUCAGACGUUACUGAGGGAGUAAUAAUGACUCGAAGCAAUCGGAUGAAAUUCAGGCUAACUUUAAACGUGACUUUCACAAUUCAAGUUUACAGUUAUGAGCAGUUAUGACUAACAAUAAUAAUGUUUAGUUAAUGUAACUUACACAAAGACUGUCCUAAAAGGCAUGAAGCCUUUCUUUUGCUCUUACUCUUUUCUCACGUACCGCGGGAAUCUUCGGUGUCGGCCAGAGGCCGAAGCCACAAGCGGCGACGCAAAAAAAGGCACUUUUCGUGGGUGUCACCAUAUAAAAAAGACUUGUCACAAACGUUAACCGGAAACACGGCAAGAAAAGUAUCUGGCACACAGGAAAUCUUUUUUUAUGAGAAAUAGCGGGUCCGUCCGUCCGUAAAUUUUUUUUGCUUUGGGUUUCACUUUGCAUUUUGUGGGGACAUUUUUCCUUGCCUCCCGUCACUUUUCUAAUAGUGCAUCCCUCACGUCUUUAGCAAAGUAAUCCGUCCCAUUCUUUGGCAACUUCAAACCUUGUUACAUGUCUUGACUAUCCUAAGAUUGACAAGUUUGACGAGACGCUCUUGAAUAUAAAGCAGUUAUGGAUCAUGAAAGUUUUGGAGCAAAAUACCUAUAGCUAUCUCGCUCUUGCUUAUGCCCAUUUUAGUGAUUAUAAAAAUGCCGUUGUCUACUACAACCUACUUCUUACCGUUGCUGAAAGCUUAGAGGACAAGCGUGAGGAAGGAAUCCCGUAUGCAGGUCUUGGUAACACUUGGUUCCGCCUUGGUGAUUUCAGAAAGUCCCUGGAUUAUUACAAAUGUGCCCUGAGCAAUGCCGAAGAUCUGACAGACAAGUUAAAAAUAGCCAUUGCCUAUGGAGGACUAGGAAAUGCUUCCCAAGCUCUUGGACAUACUGAAACCGCGAUCAGCUACCUUGAACUAAGUCUUGACUACGCAAAAGAUAUAGGAAACAAAAUUGAGAUGGGAAAAACAUACAGCACGCUUGGCUAUAUUUUUCACAGCCUUGGUGACUUCAAGAAGUCCAUAGAAUAUCAUAACAGACACCUUGAUAUUGCAAAAGAAGUCGGAGACGUGGUCAGACAAAGUGAGGCAUAUGGUGGUCUUGGCAAUGCUUUUGACAGUCUCGGGGAUUUCGAAAAGGCCAUUGGUUACCAUGGCCAACAACUUGGUAUUGCUAAAAAAGCUGGAGACAAAGUUGGUGAGGCAGUUGCAAAUGCAAAUCUUGGCAACGCUUAUUUCAGCCUUAAUAACUUCAAGAAAGCCCUCCACCACUAUGAGCAGCACCUUCGCAUUACUUUAGAGCUGGGCGAUAAGGCUGGGGAAGGAGGUGCAUAUCUUCAUCUCGGCGAAAUUUGUGAAACUUUUAACAACUACACGAAAGCCAAGAAUUACUACAACCGCUGCCUCCUUAUUGCUGAAGAUUUGGGAGACAAGGCUAGGACAGGGUAUGCCUGUGGCGGUUUAGGUGGGGUUUUCCUGCAUUUUGGAAAUUGGGAAAAAGCUGAAGAAUUUGACAAAAAACAGCUUAGAAUUUUUGAAGAACUUGGAAACAAACGCCAUGUAGCUCUUGCUCACCAUGGUCUUGGCCAAUGCUUUGAGUUAAUGGGACGUCUGCCCAUAGCAGUCGAAAAUUACCAAUCAGUAAGCAGCAGUGGAGCUCUAGUAGUAGGAGAUCCAGACAUGAGUGAAGUUACCAACAGCCUAGGAGAUCCGAUCCUGGAGCAGCUUCGUUUUGCCAGACAAGAAGCACAGAUGAUCGGGCAGAUUCUUAAUACGGCACCUCUCACUGGAAAAUUAGCCACCAAAUGUGAAGUGCUAAAACAGAUUAGUUCGGUUGCGGUAAUACACAUUGCUGCACAUGGGUGCAUGGAAACUGGAGAAAUCGCCUUGAGCCCGAAUCCUAAACGGAGAUCACAGAUCCCUGCAGAAGAAGAUUACAUCUUGACAAUGUCCGACGUCAUGAGUGUGAAGUUGCGAGCCAAGCUGGUAGUUCUCAGUUGCUGUUACAGUGGUCGAGGAGAGAUCAAAGCUGAAGGCGUGGUAGGUAUUGCUCGUGCCUUUAUGGGUGCUGGUGCUCGUUCUGUUCUGGUAACGCUUUGGGCCAUAGAUGACGAGGCCACGUUGGAGUUCAUGAAAAACUUCUACCACAACCUUGUUGAAGGGCGAAGUGCGAGCGAGUCCGUUAACCACGCCAUGAAAUUUCUCAAAGAAUCUGAGAAGUUCAGCGAUGUAAAAUACUGGGCACCUUUUACACUUAUUGGCGAUGAUGUCACUCUCUCGACAAACAACAAGAAAUCAGACGCUCCCAGAGAAACUCAAGAGACAGAUAGAUGA